AUGGUGCCCACGAUGAAAAUAACUAUUGUGUGUGUUGUUCUUUUAUUUUCAUCUGCGCAUUCCCAUACGGAGACGAAAUGCGAAGAGAUGAUGGUACACGAUAAGCCCCAUAAGAAGCACGUAUUGAGCAUGGGGCUAAACAGACCUUAUCAGCUCGCAUUCGAUAAACAUAACCAAAGAUUAUUCUUCAGUCACAACGUUGGAAGAGAUGAUGAAGAUGCCUUUGAAAUUGGAUACAUUGAAAAGGACAAGAUGGUACCCACUAUUGUGCAAUCGGUGAAGAAUGGCUUCGCUAUUGGAAUAGAUAACAAAGACGCUAUUAUUUACUACGGUGGUAGCGACGGAAUAUAUAAACAACAUUUGAAAGAAAACAACGCAACGGUUUACGAAGUUUUAAAGGAGCACAAUGUGUGGGAUAUGUUUUUUAAACACGCGUUAUAUUUUAUAACGUAUCCUUUACAGCACUUGUACAAACUUGACGAGAAAAAUAAAACAGCUGAACAUCAAACGCACAUUCAUGAGAAAAUAUAUCAAUUCGCUAUCGACGGACACAACGAUAUGUUUAUAACGAACGAGACUGGUUUGUUCCUUAUAAAAAACGGAACGCACGAACGAAUAGCGUACGCAGGGCCGAAAGUCUUUCGCGCGAUUGAGAUAAAUAACGAGGGAGUCGCUUACUUUUGCGGUAAAAACGGCAUUUACACAGCUAAUAAGAAUAAUCACACGUUGGAUAUGGUUGUUAAGAUCAAACACGUGUUUGGGUUAACCUUUGACGGCGAUGAUCAUAUAAUUUAUUCGGAUUCACACGAAAUUGUCAAAUUAUUGCCAGAAAAGUGCAAGUAA
Messenger RNA from Leptosia nina, 843 nucleotides. NCBI's taxonomy places the organism in Eukaryota, Metazoa, Arthropoda, Insecta, Lepidoptera, Pieridae. The record is from the annotation of a GenBank genome assembly.